Prosopis cineraria is the source of this 2853-nucleotide messenger RNA. Its product is annotated as putative pentatricopeptide repeat-containing protein At4g17915. Gene Ontology annotation, molecular function: protein binding. NCBI's taxonomy places the organism in Eukaryota, Viridiplantae, Streptophyta, Magnoliopsida, Fabales, Fabaceae. The record is from RefSeq and is a predicted model, not a curated record. The transcript is spliced from 5 exons. The coding region runs from base 797 to 2164 and encodes 455 amino acids.
ACCAUGGCAUCGUGCUUGAGUCCUAAACCCUCCACUCCCUACUUUCCUUCUUACCGCAGCAGACGGUGACCUGCAGCCGUGUUCGCUGGCCACCGUCCACCGUCCACCUGCACCAAUUUUUUAUUUUUUUUCUGUACACCUCCAUUGAGCCUUUGGAUGAUGGAGUACUGGUGAAAAUUAAUGAUGCGGAAGAGAAGGCUGAGGUUGGGAUCCGAUUUUCACAACUGCUCAAACGAACCCACUUGUUUAUUCAAAGUAUGCAGGGACUGAUAGAGUUCAGUGGUUCUAAGAAUCUUAUACUAAAGGAUGAUGAUAUUUUUUGUAUCCUUGAGAUAGAUGAUAUCAAAGAUAUUAAACCCUCAAAUGACAUAAGCUUAAGGUGGAAAGUUGAAGCAAUAUCUAAUGAAGAAUGGUGCUAAGAUCAGCAUGGAGGAACCACAAAUGUUGAUUUCUGGAAAUUCAAAUCAGAAAAAUGAGGCACUUGGAGAUCUCAUGCUAAGAAGUGAUGAGGGAUGUGUUUUUGAAAUGCUGAGUGAUACAAUCAUCUUUGAGCGUCUUGUUUCUCCAUCCUGUUUAGUGUUUUAGGGAGUUGCACUUUGCCUUCAUCUCUUUGCACUUACUGUCCACCCUGGUUUACAUGCAUAAUAGGCCCGAACAAAAAUUGAAGAUUUUGACCGUAUUGUGCGACAUGUUAGUAAAGCCCUUGCUUCUGAGGUUAAUGGGAACUUGUGUAAAGAGUUGGCAUGUUUUAAUAGGUGCAGUUUUGCAUUGGAGCAAUUCUUGGUGGUGUUGAAUUAUGGUUUCUUGGUUAUCAACAAGGUUGUUGAACAUAUGCAUAGCUUCGAUGUGCAAGGCCCGGCAAUUGGUUAAAGCUGAAGUUGUAUUAAUUGAUGGUAUAAGAUUAGGGGUACUUCCAGAUGUGGUUACAUACAAUACUUUAAUUGAUGCAUAUUGUCGUUUUGUGAGUAUUGAUGUUGGUUAUUCUGUUCUUCAUAGGAUGAGGGAAGCUGGGAUAAACCCAGAUGUUAUUUCUUACAAUUCUUUAAUUGCUGGGGCUGCCAGGAAGUGCUUGUUGUCUAGGUCCUUAUGUCUGUUUGAGGAAAUGAUUCAAAUGGGUAUACAUCCUGAUCUCUGGAGCUAUAAUAUAUUAAUGGAUUGUUUGUUCAAGCUUGGAAAACCGGAUGAAGCAAAUCGUGUUUUUCGGGAUAUAAUACUUAGUGAUCUCCAUCCAAGCAAGGCUACUUUUAACAUUAUGAUUGAUGGUCUUUGUAAAAAUGGGUAUGCCAAUAAUGCUUUAACGUUAUUUAGGAAUUUGCAGCAGCGUGGAUUUGUUCCUGAUAUAGUGACAUACAAUGUACUCAUUAAUGGGCUCUGCAAGGCCAGAAGAUUAGUGGCAGCAAGCAAGAUCCUUAAAGAGCUUGAAAUAUCUGGUCGUGAACCAAAUGCUAUAACCUACACUACAGUUAUGAAGUGUUGCUUCAGGUGUAAGCAGUUGGAACGAGGGUUUGAGAUCUUGUCACAGAUGAAGAGUAAAGGGUUCACAUUUGAUGGCUUUGCUUACUGUACGGUGAUUGCUGCAUUAAUUAAGACAGGAAGAAUUGAGGAGGCAGAUUACAUCAUUCAUCAGAUGCAGAUGAGUGGCAUUGUGUCUGAUGUGGUGUCCUAUAACACACUAAUCAAUCGUCACUGCAAACAGGGAAGAUUAGAUGAUGCCUUGAAGUUAUUGGAUGAACUAGAGAAAGCAGGCUUAGAAUGUGAUCAAUACACUCAUACAGUUAUAAUUAAUGGCUUGUGCAAAGCUGGCUAUAUUGAUGCAGCUCAACAACAUUUGAAUCAUAUGAGUGCAUUGGGAUUCAAUAGUUUGGUUGCUUUUAACUGUUUGAUUGAUAGUCUUGGUAAAGCUGGUCACAUUGAUCGUGCCAUGAAACUAUUUAAAUCAAUGGAGUUUAAAGAUGCUUUUACAUAUACCAUCUUGGUACAUAAUCUUUGCCGGGCUAGAAGGUUCCUUUGUGCAUCCAAGCUUUUGAUGUCUUGUCUAAAGUCUGGGCUUAAGACCCUAAAGGCUACUGAGAGAGCUGUUCUUGAUGGUCUCCAUGGUAUAGGAUACACAAAUGAAGCCAGGAAAUUGAGGUCUAAAAUUAAAUUAGCUCGAUUGCUGCAUUGAUUACUUGGCAGUUGUUGCAUCUGUAUUAGUAAUGUAGUACUUGCUGACUUGGUAAUAACCCCCAUAACUUUGUCAAAAGGGAGACUAUUAUCAUUAUGCUACAGGACUGUUGGUGAGUAAUAUAAUUAAAUAGGCUGGUGGCCUGGUGCUACAUCAAGAUGAUUGAGCCUUGGCCUUUUUAGCGUCAGUGAAUCAUUCCUUGUAUCAUUGAUGUGUAUCCAAGGACCUGCCGGGAAUUCCACCACAACAGCCAUGAGUAAAGGUUGUUUUGAUGUCGUGUUCUGGUUGGUGCGUAAAUCAGCUCGAAAGACAAAUGUUGAUAUCUGGAAAUUCAAGUCAGCAAAGACAUUGUCUCGCUGGGAAGUGAUGAAGAAUCAGUACUUGUUAUGUGUUGCUGAUGUGAUGAUCUGCAUUUGGAGAGCACUUUCUUAGUGUCUUUUCUCAUUUCUUUUUCCCAUGAGAGUGGUGGAUGUAUAGAGUCAUUGACAUUAUUGUGGCUGUAAAUUUGUAAAUAGUCGCUUCUUGAAUUAGAAAUGUAGGUGGUGAAUUGUAUACCUUGCGAAAUUUGAGAUUAAUAUGAGGUUCUCUGUGUAAUGUUGUAACGUGAAUAAUUCUUGUUCUGAUUGAUGUUUACAUGAGUUGGCCAAGCCUUGUGAAGACUUUAUAUUCCUGAAUUAAAGUUUAUUAUA